AGAAGCUGAAACUUGUGCGGUGCGUCGUCUCCGGUGUGUGUCUGUGUGGGGGAAAUUCAUUUCAUCCUCACUCCAGGAGGGUUAUCCAGCAGCCUACACACAUGCGUGGACUUUGUUAUUUGAUCCUGUCUAUUCUCUCUCGAGUUUAUGGCAGCACUGUGAGAGUGGUGGGCGUCGUCGGCCAUAAUGUGACUCUACCGUGCGCCUACGAUGCCCUGUCUUAUGGAUCUUUGAGUUUCUGUUGGGGCAAAGACGCAGUCCCCACGUUCAGAUGCUCAAAUACCAUAUUUUCGUGGACGGGUGGAGCGCCACAGAGCAGGUGGGGGCCCCGGUACCAGCUGAGGGGGUCACUGGACGAGGGAGAUGUGUCGAUGACCAUCACGAGCACAGACUGGAGCGAUGCCGGGGUCUACGGCUGCAGGGUGGAGAUCCCAGGACCUUUCAAUGAUCUCAAAGUCAACAUUAAACUGGAGAUAGAGGAAGCUCCAGAGGAAGAACCAACAGUGAGUCCGAGCUACACUCAACAAAAGACAGAAGGCUCCGCCCCUCCUCUGUUCGACCUCACGGCUGAGGCCCACGUUUUAAGAACCAUCACUGAAAAAGAGCUGGACUUGUUGAGUUUUCUGGGAGUUGAAAACAUGGGCAGGUUGGCGGCGGUUUUGCUCGUCACUAUAAUCCUAAUCCUCCUCUUUAUUUUCUGGAGACGACUGCUGCCUCCUAAAGCUCCAGAGCAGAGUGAGACGUCAGCACCAGAAAACGUCUACGAGAGCAUCCCACUGCAUUAGUGAUAAGUGAAUAUAAUGAGGGGCCACUCUGAGGCAGGGCAUCUGACGAGAAUUUAAAUGAGUCGGUUUGAAGGAGCAGUUUUAAAAGCCCCUUUGAAGAGCCACACAGAUAAAUGUAUUUAGUCUGUGCAUUUCAUUUACAGCAAAUCCAAUUAUUCUGAUGUGAAAAAUAAAAACAUGUUGGACAAAGCUCAUAGUCUGAGGGAACACUGCCCUCUACUGGACUGAAGUCACACUGCUCUUAUCAACACAAACCUGAUGAGUGUUUUAAAUGACUGUGGCUCAGUGAGUACAGCAGUGUCCCCCCGACCUGAAGGUCAGGCCAAGUUCUAACACUGAGCCACAUUUUGUACAUUUCCUUCUACAUUCUCU
This is a messenger RNA of Periophthalmus magnuspinnatus, 1157 nucleotides long. RefSeq names its product T-cell immunoglobulin and mucin domain-containing protein 4-like. The record is from RefSeq and is a predicted model, not a curated record. Bases 102 to 785 code for a protein of 227 amino acids. The transcript has 6 exons. NCBI's taxonomy places the organism in Eukaryota, Metazoa, Chordata, Actinopteri, Gobiiformes, Gobiidae.